Budorcas taxicolor (takin) is the source of this 1329-nucleotide messenger RNA. It is a transcript of the gene FGG, whose product is annotated as fibrinogen gamma chain. The coding region runs from base 1 to 1329 and encodes 442 amino acids. The record is from RefSeq and is a predicted model, not a curated record. Gene Ontology annotation, cellular component: fibrinogen complex. Lineage: Eukaryota; Metazoa; Chordata; Mammalia; Artiodactyla; Bovidae. Gene Ontology annotation, biological process: blood coagulation; protein polymerization; platelet activation. Gene Ontology annotation, molecular function: signaling receptor binding. The transcript is spliced from 9 exons.
AUGAGUUGGUCCUCGCACCCUACGAGUGUAAUCUUCUACAUUCUUUCAUUGCUUUCUUCAGCAUGCCUGGCAUACGUUGCUACCCGAGACAAUUGCUGCAUCUUAGAUGAAAGAUUUGGUAGUUAUUGCCCAACUACCUGUGGAAUUGCAGAAUUCCUGUCUAAUUACCAAACCAGUGUAGACAAGGAUCUACGAAAUUUGGAAGGCAUCUUCUAUCAGGUUGAGAACAAAACAUCAGAAGCCACAGAGCUGGUCAAAGCAAUCAAGAUCAGCUAUAACCCUGAUGAACCGUCAAAGCCAAGUAACAUAGAGGGUGCUACCAAGAAUUACAAGAGAAUGAUGGAAGAAAUUAUGAAAUAUGAAACACUGAUAUCAAACCAUGAAUCAACAAUUCGAUUUUUGCAAGAAAUAUAUAACUCAAACAAUCAAAAAAUCAUUAACCUAAAACAGAAAGUGGGCCAGCUUGAAGAAAAGUGUCAAGAGCCUUGUCAAGAUACAGUGAAAAUACAUGACGUAACUGGGAGAGAUUGCCAAGAUGUUGCCAAUAAGGGGGCCAAAGAGAGUGGACUUUACUUUAUCAGACCUCUGAAAGCUAAGCAGCAGUUCUUAGUCUACUGUGAAAUUGAUGGGUCUGGAAAUGGAUGGACUGUGUUUCAGAAGAGGCUUGAUGGCAGUGUGGAUUUCAAGAAAAACUGGAUUCAAUAUAAAGAAGGGUUUGGACAUCUGUCUCCUACUGGAAACACAGAAUUUUGGCUGGGAAAUGAGAAGAUCCAUUUGAUAAGCACACAGUCUACCAUCCCUUAUGUAUUAAGAAUACAGUUGGAGGACUGGAAUGGCAGAACCAGCACUGCAGAUUAUGCUUCAUUCAAGGUGACGGGUGAAAAUGACAAAUACCGCCUGACAUAUGCUUACUUCAUUGGUGGAGAUGCUGGAGAUGCCUUUGAUGGCUAUGAUUUUGGCGAUGAUUCUAGUGACAAGUUUUUCACAUCCCAUAAUGGCAUGCAGUUCAGUACUUGGGACAAUGACAAUGAUAAGUUUGAUGGCAACUGUGCUGAACAGGAUGGAUCUGGUUGGUGGAUGAACAAAUGUCACGCUGGCCACCUCAAUGGAGUUUAUUAUCAAGGUGGCACUUACUCAAAAUCAUCUACUCCUAAUGGUUAUGAUAAUGGCAUUAUUUGGGCCACUUGGAAAUCCAGGUGGUAUUCCAUGAAGAAAACCACCAUGAAGAUAAUCCCAUUCAACAGACUUGCCAUUGAUGGACAGCAGCACCAUCUGGGGGGAGCCAAAAAGGUCGGAGUGGAACAUCACGUUGAAAUAGAAUACGACUAA